AUGGUUGACCAGCCAAUGAGAUGGCACCAUGUGGAUGGUGAAAAAAAUAAAAAUCUUGGGCGGAAUCCUUCUCUUUUUUCUUGCUCAUACGCAGGGUGUUUGUCCGUGGCUGGUGAUGAACUCUCGGGCUUCGCUGGGGCAUGCCAUCGCGAGGAAGAUGACCGAACAUCGCGAGGGCUUUCCGGCGAGAAGCUAUUGGUCGCGUUGGAUGCACGAUGGCCGAAUUUUUUUUUUUUUAGUCGUGUCUGGCCGGUCUUGGUGGUUGCGUGCGGCUGUGGAAACAUGAGCCAUUUAUGGCCGCACGUGGGACGGGCUGCGGCUAUACGAGGUCGUUUAUUAAUUGAGCAGAGAAAAAGAUCGAGUGGGGCUGGGGACGGACCAGAUCUCGCGAGGAUGACGAUCGACCGGAGAUUAUCUGACUGUUGUGAAACACAGACGAUGGGUGUUGGCCGGAGAUGGCAGGGCUGA
Molecule: messenger RNA, 468 nt
Organism: Striga asiatica
Lineage: Eukaryota; Viridiplantae; Streptophyta; Magnoliopsida; Lamiales; Orobanchaceae
Source: the annotation of a GenBank genome assembly